Messenger RNA from Phyllopteryx taeniolatus (common seadragon), 2145 nucleotides. RefSeq lists its product as uncharacterized. NCBI's taxonomy places the organism in Eukaryota, Metazoa, Chordata, Actinopteri, Syngnathiformes, Syngnathidae. The transcript has 17 exons. Gene Ontology annotation, cellular component: lumenal side of endoplasmic reticulum membrane; cytoplasmic side of endoplasmic reticulum membrane; Golgi-associated vesicle membrane. The record is from RefSeq and is a predicted model, not a curated record. Gene Ontology annotation, molecular function: aspartic endopeptidase activity, intramembrane cleaving. Bases 120 to 1730 code for a protein of 536 amino acids. Gene Ontology annotation, biological process: membrane protein proteolysis.
UUGACGCACGUGACCGAUACCGGAAGUGGCCAGAUCGGUCGCGACGACGAAGCGUAAAAGACGUCUUGUGGGAAUACGGUGCUCACAAAUCUCCAACGAAGUGGUCCACAGUCGGCGAGAUGGAGAAAGCUGUCAUAUUUGUUAUCUUGUCGCUUACCGUCCUGACGUCUCAAAUAAACUGCCAAGAGGGCAUCCUGCAUAUUUCAGAUGGAAGCAAAGAACAGGAAUUCUGCAUCGUUUACAAUCAGUCCUGGACCCGCCUGUCAAAAAGCCUCGAUACUGCUGUGCAGUAUCCACUGGUGAACAUGAUGUCCACGCUACUGUGUGACCCCUCAGGAGUCAGUCCGGAGGUGGUGAAAGGCAAAGUGUUGGUGGUGAUGAGGGGUGACUGUACUUUCAGUCAAAAGGCUCUGGUUGCUCAGGCCCUCGGUGCUACAACGUUGCUCAUUGCUAGCAACAAAACUCUGGUCCCUCCAUCAGCCAAUGACUCGGAGUACUCAAAGGUCCAAAUUCCUCUGGCCCUCAUGAGGUAUAUGGACUUUGUGGAAGCACAACAGGUUUUCGGUGAUGAGAUGCAGGUGAGGCUUUAUGCGCCACCCUCCUCCAAGAUCGACGCCAGCAUCGGCGUCAUGCUGCUGAUCUCCAUCUCCACCGUUGCCUUGGGUGGUUAUUGGAGUGGAGCCUGUGAGAGACGAGAGCGUUUGAAUUUGGCUCUAGGAGGAGCAAGUGGAGACAACAAAGCAGAUAGCGAAGACCUUCCCGUGUACUCUCCUAUCAAAGUGGUUCUCUUAGUUGCCUUCAUGUGCGGCGUCCUCAUCCUCUUGUAUUACUUCUACAACAUUCUAAUUUACGUCGUCAUUGCCAUAUUUUGCGUUGCGUCUGCCAGUGCGCUGUUCAAUUGCAUUAAUGCAGUGCUGGAUUUAUUGGGCUGCGCCUCUGGGAGCUUCACCGUUCACAACACCAACUUCUCAGUGAGGUCCCUCAUUCUGGCUUCUGUGUGCAUAAGCAUCUCUGUGGUCUGGGGUGUCUACAGGAAUGAAAGCAGGUGGAUAUGGAUCUUGCAGGAUCUACUUGGCGUUGCUUUCUGCAUCAACUUCAUAAGGACCAUCUCGCUGUCCAGUUUCAAGAUCUGCGUGAUUCUCCUGACCCUUCUGCUUGUUUAUGACGUCUUCUUUGUUUUCAUCACUCCUUUCUUCACCAAGAAUGGGGUUAGCAUUAUGGUGCAGGUGGCUUUGGGCCCGGAUGCAUCAGGAGAAACGACACCAGGUAACAUGGUGGUGGUGCCGGCCAUGCCCCAGACUCCCACUGAGACACUUCCUGUCGUGAUGCGUGUCCCACGUUUUUCAUCCUGGACUCAGAACUUGUGUGGGAUGCAGUUCUCCAUUCUGGGUUAUGGAGAUAUCAUUGUUCCAGGUCUGUUAGUGGGUUACUGCAGCAGAUUUGACGUCUGGAUCAACAACACGAAGAAAAUCUACUUCCUUAGCUGUUGCAUAGCCUAUCUGAUGGGAAUUAUUACAACCUUCGUUGUAAUGCUGCUGUCAGGGAUGGGCCAGCCAGCUCUGCUCUACCUUGUGCCCUUCACCCUGAUCACCUCUGCAACAGUGGCGGGCUGCAAGGGCCAAAUCAAGCAGUUUUGGACCGGAACCACCUAUGAGGUUUUGGAAUCCUCACAGGAACCUUUCUUGCCAGAGGCAAGACCUGACCACCCUGUAGAAGCAGAGCCAUGCUGACCUCCCAAGCCAACUGCUAAAAUUUAUGUUCAUUUUUAUAUUUUACUAUGACAUUGACAAAGCAAGGGACAAUGAUGAAACAAUAAUUUUAGAUCAAUAUGGGUUAAUUUUGACUGUUCUGCUGAGCAGAGUGUUUGUAGCUUCUUUUGAAAAGGCUUUUCAGUGCCUCUCAUGGUUCUGGGGGGGGGGGGUCAACAUAUCUUUGCCUACACAUUCUGCCUUGGCGAUGACUGAACACAUGAUAGAAAGCACUUUACUAUAUUUAGUGUGUUUCAUCAAGGGUGGGCUAGGGGAGGCUAAGUAAAAUACUAGCAGCCCACACAAUGAUACAUUUUUGAUAACUUUGGAUUUCUGUCUUGGCUGUUUUUAUUAUGUGAUUUGUGCAUUGCCUUAUAUUAAAUUAACACAUGUAAAG